AUUACGUAUGGUCUACAGUUGAUAUAGCUUCUCACCUUCUUAAAUGUUCUACAAUAGAUGUUCCUUCAACUUUAUCAGAUCAUUCGAUUGUUAUACUCAAAUGCGAAAAUUUUCUCGAUAUCAAACAAAACAAGCGGAAGAUACCUCUGAAGAAGACCUUCAACUUCGAUAAAAUGACCACAGAACUUUGGAUUCAAUUUAUUAUUGAUGACAAUUGGACAUCAAAUGUAAAGCGAUUUUAUAUUAUUAUGGAAGAAUUCCACUUCCAAUUUGUUCAAUUACCACCACUUCCGUCUAUUGCUUUAGUGCAGUCGCUCAUAUCUUAUGUAGAUCAAAUUUUAGCCGCCAUUUUU
Funneliformis geosporum is the source of this 353-nucleotide messenger RNA. Lineage: Eukaryota; Fungi; Glomeromycota; Glomeromycetes; Glomerales; Glomeraceae. The record is from the annotation of a GenBank genome assembly.